AUGCGUCGCCAGUGCACUUCGUAUCGCCAAGACUACGCCCGCACCGGUGGCGUCGACGACGACUACUCUUCGGUCCAUCAGCCCGAUCAGGAUCGCCAGGUGCCGCUUCCGCGACCGCCCAUACCUCUCGCACCCGUUAGGUCUGGUCGAGACGUAGAGAUGCCCAACGAAAGUUACAGACGUCCUGCUCGUGAGGAACAUGAGACGACGAUGUCACCCCGAGGCUAUCAUUCAGCAGACGUCCACGGAGAGUUCGGACUCCAAGCUCGCCCUGCUCGAUCUGAUGUUGAAUUCGUUGAAAUUCACGGUCGCGCCCGUCGUUUUGCUCACCCCGAAGACCCGUCACAGGCAGCAUCCCAUGUCGAUAGAUGGAUGCGUGAAGAGUUCGAUCCUCCGGCCCCCGCUCCUCCCUCCGGUUAUGACGAUUACUCAUUGCCUUCGGACCCUCGUAUCGACGCACGCAUGCGCACCCCGCCACGUCAUCGAUCACAAGCCCCUUCGCGGGAUGAGAAUACGGUUCCCGGCUGGUCGAGCUCUAGUCAUUCGAAGCAGAGACUGGCUAGGACACAUCAAGCGGAUGCCCUGCCCGCGAUUUCCGAGUUGCCACGUUCCCGGGAUCAUGGACCGCGAUCCGCGCAUCUGUACGACCCUCGCGACGGCUUUGAAGAGGAGGAUCCUCCUCAGGCGCACAGGGACGUCAAUCAAUAUAGCCGCUAUGAUUAACUAGAUGUGACCUCUUGCUGUACCAGACGAGAUCAAUGAAGGACUGCUGCGAGGGAGAUAU
Punctularia strigosozonata HHB-11173 SS5 is the source of this 784-nucleotide messenger RNA. RefSeq lists its product as uncharacterized. Lineage: Eukaryota; Fungi; Basidiomycota; Agaricomycetes; Corticiales; Punctulariaceae. Bases 1 to 723 code for a protein of 240 amino acids. The transcript has 3 exons. The record is from RefSeq and is a predicted model, not a curated record.